Messenger RNA from Mastomys coucha (southern multimammate mouse), 1290 nucleotides. It is a transcript of the gene Bsg, whose product is annotated as basigin (Ok blood group). Bases 68 to 880 code for a protein of 270 amino acids. NCBI's taxonomy places the organism in Eukaryota, Metazoa, Chordata, Mammalia, Rodentia, Muridae. The record is from RefSeq and is a predicted model, not a curated record. Gene Ontology annotation, cellular component: plasma membrane; axon. Gene Ontology annotation, molecular function: cell-cell adhesion mediator activity. The transcript has 7 exons. Gene Ontology annotation, biological process: homophilic cell-cell adhesion; dendrite self-avoidance; axon guidance.
GUGCCUGCGUGCGCGCGCCCCGCCCUUCUUAUAGAGCCGCAGUGGGGCAGCUCUUGGACGAGGCGACAUGGCGGCGGCGCUGCUGCUGGCGCUGGCCUUCACGCUCCUGAGCGGCCAAGGCGCCUGCGCGGCGGCGGGCACCAUCAAAACCUCUGUCCAGGAAGUCGGCUCCAAGACACAGCUUACCUGCUCUUUGAACAGCAGUGGCAUUGACAUCGUUGGCCACCGCUGGAUGAGAGGUGGCAAGGUACUGCAGGAGGACACGCUGCCCGACCUGCAGAUGCAGUACAUGGUGGAUGCAGAUGACCGCUCUGGGAAAUAUUCCUGCAUCUUCCUUCCUGAGCCUGUAGGCAGAGGCGACAUCAAUGUGGAGGGGCCACCCAGGAUCAAGGUUGGAAAGAAAUCCGAGCAUUCCAGUGAGGGAGAGCUUGCGAAACUAGUCUGCAAGUCCGACUCAUCGCACCCUCCUGUUGAGGGGUGGUUCUGGUUUAAGACCUCUGAAGCUGGGGAACAGAACAUCGCCAAUGACACUGAAGGCAAGUACGUUGUGAUAUCCACGCCAGAGAGGACAGAGCUGACCAUCAGCAACCUGGACAUGGAUGAUGAUGCUGGCACCUAUGUGUGCAAUGCCACCAACUCCCAGGGCAGUACUCGGGAGACCAUCUCACUGCGUGUACGGAGCCGUAUGGCAGCCCUCUGGCCCUUCCUAGGCAUCGUGGUUGAGGUCAUAGUAUUGGUUACCAUCAUCUUUAUCUAUGAGAAGAGGCGGAAGCCAGACCAGACCCUGGACGAGGAUGACCCUGGUGCUGCCCCACUGAAGGGCAGUGGAACUCAAAUGAAUGACAAGGACAAGAAUGUACGCCAGAGGAACGCCACCUGAGUGGUGGGGCAGGCGGGGGAGGGGAGGUGCCGGGGUGCCUGACCCCAGCCCAGUGUCUACCUUCACUCCUGUGUCCCAUACUGUCCAGACCUGAGCCUACCCAACUCAACCUGUCCCAACCCAAGUGAAGACAGAGCCUUACCUUAGAGAAAGCCCACCUGGAAGAAGCCACUUGCAGCCCUGUUUCUAGUUUAAACUAAAUGAGGUUUCUAUGCAGACAAUCCAUUCCUUAGGGGUUUAUGUUUUUAUUUUUCCUUCCCUUCUGAAGUGUGUCACUACAGUCCUGUGGAGUGGGGGAAUGAAUGGGGCCUUGUCCUCAGGAGGGAAAGGCCAGGGCACGCACGCUCUGACUUACUGUUGGAGGGGGCUGGGCCUGCUGGGACCCCCCCAAAUAAAGACCUAUCCCACCA